ACUAACUCAACAUUUCCGAAGUACAAGUUUUGUACAUGUAAAGUAUUCCUGAGUAAGGAAGGGAAAUUAGCCGUUUAAUGACCCUGAAGUUUUUCAAUUUUAAAAAUUGGCAAAAAUAUGAAGUAUUGUCCUUUGUUCAUGAUAGCAGCCCUGGUGGCUCUCGAAUUAGCAAAGGCUUCUUCUGUAAAAAGACCAAAAUGCAACAAUAAGAUUGACCUAGCAAUUGUUAUCGACGCUUCUGCAAGCAUGGGCGAGGAAAACUUUGCAAAGUCAAAAGCUUUUGCCAGAGACUUGCUGAGCCAUUUUGACAUUUCUGAAGAAGCUACUCACGUAUCUUUGAGCUAUUUUUCUUUUUACACUCACCUUGUCACGGCAUUUGAUGAUGAGGACUCUAGUGUUGCCACCAUGUAUAAAGAAUUAAAGAAAAUGAGAUAUGAGGGCUCAUUCACAAACCUGGCGAAAACUGCGACCGGGCUUCGUUACAAAGURUUCAGCAAGGAUCGAGGAGCAAGGAAAGGACAAAAAGAUUCCAAAAUGGUGGCAGUUUUUCUAAGCGAUGGGUUCGAAUCGAUGGGCCCUGACGAGAUAUCAUUUUGUAUCAGCGAGUUGCACAAUUAUGGCGUUGAGACGUUUGCUGGUAUAGUUGACGGCGAAAACAGUAACGAGGGAAUCGACUCCUUAGUCAGUCCCGAGAAGAAGGAUCACAAGUUCACCAUGUACAACGACCCAAAGAAAAGAAAGAUCGAGUUAGAAAGAAUGGUCCAGUCCAUUUGUAAAAUUUAYAAUAAACCGAAAGAAACUAUAGCGGAUACUAACGAAGCUAUGGAAGACGGUGAGCAAUAGWCUCGYUGUAUUAAACGUAACGUCGUGUGUAUCUUUUUAAUUCAUCACUGAGAGCUGAUUUUACAACAUCAUUUUUUGAAGCCCGGAGAAGCACGAAAUGUUUGAACACCAUUGAAUAUGUUUUUGGGGCGGGCGCCACCAAGCAAUGUUUGAUGGAUGGUGAUCCAAAAUUUCCUGUAUGAUGCGUAGGGCUAUAUCGUCAAUAUAUCAAGUUUCAGAGACUACAGUCUAGCUAAAAAUGUAAUGAGAAAAUAUUAUACAAAACAUUCUAAGCAAGAUAAMGAAUAAUUAUCUAUGUAAGCAAGUGAAUUAAAUAUGGGAAAAUAUCUAUGAACAUGUCGGCACUAUAAUGCACGAGAGAAGUAGGGAUAUUUUUGGGGAAACAUCAGUGUAAAGAAUUUGUGUACAUAAUCUCGAUUUGCAUGGUUGAUGAGUUAUGCUGCAUAAAGAACAGAACGAUAGCUA
This is a messenger RNA of Exaiptasia diaphana, 1308 nucleotides long. RefSeq names its product von Willebrand factor A domain-containing protein 2. Lineage: Eukaryota; Metazoa; Cnidaria; Anthozoa; Actiniaria; Aiptasiidae. Bases 118 to 843 code for a protein of 241 amino acids. The transcript is spliced from 4 exons. The record is from RefSeq and is a predicted model, not a curated record.